AUGGAGAAAAUAGAGCACACGACAGUCACCACCAAUGGCAUAAACAUGCACGUGGCAUCGAUAGGGACAUGCCCGGUGGUGCUCUUCCUCCAUGGCUUCCCUGAGCUCUGGUACUCGUGGCGACACCAGCUUCUCUACCUCUCCUCCCUCGGCUACCGCUGCAUUGCCUCCGACCUUCGCGGCUAUGGCGACACCGACGCCCCACUCUCUCCUGCCUCUUACACAGCUUUCCACAUCGUCGGAGACCUCAUCGCCCUUCUUGACAAGCUUGGCAUCGAGCAGGUCUUCUUGGUCGGCCAUGACUGGGGAGCUAUGAUUGCCUGGUACUUCUGUUGGUUCAGGCCGGAUAGAAUCAAAGUUGUGAUCAACCUGAGCGUGCCAUUUUUUCCCAGGAACCCGACGUUAGAUUUAGCGGAAGGCUUCAGGGCUUCGUUCGGUGAUGAUUAUUACUUUUUGAGGUUUCAGGAACCUGGAGAAGCUGAAGAAGAUUUUGCUUGUGUCGAUACCGCAAUACUAAUGAAGAAAUUCUUUUCUAUUUUUGGUCCAAAUCCUCCGAUGAUACCUAAAGAAGUGGGAGUUAGAGGAUUGCCAACACCAGAUGCAUUGCCUUCUUGGUUGUCAGAAGAAGAUAUUAAUUAUUAUGCCACCAAAUUUAAGCAGACAGGUUUCACCGGAGGAUUGAACUAUUACCGAGUUAGCCACCUAAACUGGGAGCUCACAGCACCAUGGACGGGACUACAAAUCAAAGUGCCAGCCAAGUUCAUAGUGGGAGACCAAGAUAUCGUCUACAACAUCCCAGGUGUCAAGGAAUAUAUAAGCGGCGGCGGUUUCAAGAGAGAUGUGCCAUGUUUGGAAGACGUAGUUGUGAUGGAAGGAGUAUCUCAUUUCAUCAAUCAAGAAAAGGCAGAUGAGGUUAGCGCACACAUAUAUGAAUUUAUGAACAAGUUCUGA
This is a messenger RNA of Juglans regia (Persian walnut), 951 nucleotides long. RefSeq names its product epoxide hydrolase A-like. Gene Ontology annotation, molecular function: hydrolase activity. The transcript is spliced from 3 exons. The coding region runs from base 1 to 951 and encodes 316 amino acids. NCBI's taxonomy places the organism in Eukaryota, Viridiplantae, Streptophyta, Magnoliopsida, Fagales, Juglandaceae. The record is from RefSeq and is a predicted model, not a curated record.